UUUUUUAUAAUUAAGUAAAAAUUUGUUAUCACAAACUGCUUGAUGCUGCUUCUAAAAUCUGGCUUCUGGCAUUUGCUAUAAAUGCACUGAUAAUAAAAAAAGACUAAAACCAAACAUAAAAAGAUUAGAUUUGACUGAAAUCACAGCAGCAGCUCUGAAAUUGUUGAAGCCCGCUUGCGUUACUUGUUAAUGUUUUCACAUUUUAUGUGGAACGCAACAACAAGGUGAUUGUGCAGAGGGGAGGGACUGAGGUUACUGUGUCUAUGUCUAUGACUGUAGACAGUCAGCCAGCAGCAAAUGAUGCUUUUGUCACUGUGAAGAGACUGGACCCACACAGCGUACACUUGGCGUGCUGAAAGGCUUUAUUUUGAUCACAAGCACUCUUUUAGGUUCAGCACAGUCUUCCAGCCUGGAGCCAGCUCUCUGCGUGGUUUCCUCCACCACACACACACCCCUCCCAUUAGUCUUCUCUGGCACUAUUAGUCUCAUCACCAUUACCUGUUCCCCCUGACAUCACAGCACCGCCACUCCACUGCAGCAGGCCAGAGACCACAUCCCUACCACAGUCACGCACUGUGGAUGUGGGGGGGUGUCGAAGCUCAGGGCUGUGGCUCUGUGUGGAUGGACUGAUGUGCUGGAGACUGCAGUGCAAGUAGCAGAGUGCUUGAUUUCAGAGCGAUCAAGCUUAGAAGCAGAGCUCGUUCAAGACUGAUGGACACUCUUUGGAUAAGCCCCGCUGUCCUCUUCACCAUCUUCAUUAUCAGCUUCGACACAGUGAUGAGUCUGGAUAUCUGCGCUCCGGCUGGACAUGACGUCCUGCUGCCCUGCAUCUGCUCCGAGCUGCAGCGUUUGCCUCAGAGGUUUGAGGUUCUUUGGGAGGACAGAGAAGGGAGAAUCCUGUUGGACAUCAUUAAUGGCAACACAGAGGUUCGCUUUCAACAUCAGACGUUCAGAGGGCGGGUUCAGAGCUUUCCUCAUCUGUACAUAGAGGGAAACUUCUCUGUCCUCCUGAAGAGCAUCCAGAUAUCAGACAGCAAUUUGUACAAGUGCAUCAUCCCACAGAUGGACUUCAAGGAGGUCAUCGAGGUCACUGUGUCAGAUAAACGUGUCUCCAAACCUGAGACGAGUCUUCCCGAACCUUCAUCUGGAGACAUCAGGACAAACCUGUGCUUUACAUCAUCGAUGGCGUGCCAUCUACUGAGUAUCAGGACCAGAUGUUCACAGGUCGAGUAUUGAGUUUUCCUGAUCAGUACAAGGAGGGAAACUUCUCCAUAAUUCUGAAGAACAUCCAGCUGUCAGAGAGUGGCUCCUACGACUGCUUCAAAAAUCAAGUUCACCUCAUCAUGUCAGGUGCUGUCAAGCCAACGACUCCUCUGACUCUGACUCUGAUUGUGGUUCUUAUUAUUCUGCUUUCCUGUUGAAACCUUUAUAGAAAUGUCUCCUCAGCAAAAUAUCCUCCUGACUGUGUGUGUUGCAGUGGAGUCACUGUGAUCUGUGAUUUAAGUGUGUGCACAGAGCUGAUGCUUGAGGGAAAAGCUGUAUUUGUCCUCACAGCUCUGUUCAGAUUGAAGAUGUCUUCACACACUUUAGUUCAUUCUUUUUGUAUAAUGAAGGCCAGUCCUGGAUAACUCCGCUGCUGUCUGAACUUCUGGAAUGAUUUAUUUUACACAUUUUACAAAAAUAUAAAGGUACUACACCAUCUAACAUGUUAUUUAAUGCCUGAAGGAACCCGUUUUGUUGAUGACCAAAUACCGUUGUUAUUUAUGGUUCAGUCUGUUUGAUUUUAAUAUGUUUUAAAUUUAUGUUUUCUGCUGUAAAUGUCAAGCACAGCUCACAGUUUGUCAGUGUUUAAAGUGCGUUUGAGGAGUGUGAUGUUCUCUCAUUCUGUCUUUAUUUAUCUUUUCCCAGUAUUUUCUGUUUCCACGCUAUGCAUUUCCCUUGUAGAGCUCUGCUGUUUGCUGAGUCACAUGACAAUAAAAAAAUUUAUAGAUUACUUUUGGUGUGAACUGUAAAAAUUAGAUUUUUUUUCCAGCUUUCAUUUUGUUCUGGUUGCAAAGAUCAAAAAAUGUCUUCUGAAUUUCUGAAAUGUUUUCCCAUGGGGAAUUUUUCUUCUCAAUUAAACAUGUGUAUGUGGAUUUUAA
Messenger RNA from Oreochromis niloticus (Nile tilapia), 2141 nucleotides. RefSeq lists its product as uncharacterized. Gene Ontology annotation, cellular component: external side of plasma membrane. Bases 712 to 1236 code for a protein of 174 amino acids. The record is from RefSeq and is a predicted model, not a curated record. Lineage: Eukaryota; Metazoa; Chordata; Actinopteri; Cichliformes; Cichlidae. The transcript is spliced from 6 exons. Gene Ontology annotation, biological process: immune response; positive regulation of T cell proliferation; cell surface receptor signaling pathway.